CAAAAGCGAAACAUAACUGCUUCGCUGGUUUCUGACGGUCACAGCCAGAAAGCAUAUGUCCGCAGUCUCACACUUUUGUGGAAAUAAAUACAAAGAGGGAUUUUAAGUAGAGACACCGGUUUUACAUAAAGCUUUACAUCGAACGGAAGUGGAAAUCUUCUGACAAUAGAAAACACAAAAGUGCAACAAUCACAAACAAAAGCUCUUUGAUGUCAGCUAUUUAUUCUACCAAUGGGAGUUCACGGCCUUUGGUCUCUGCUUCAACCUGUUGGGAAGCCAGUUCGACUGGAAGCACUCGAGGGCAAAAUUCUUGCCAUUGAUGUCAGUCUCUGGCUUCACCAAGCUGCGAAAGGAAUGAGGGAUCGUUCUGGAAAUCCUGUCCCCAACGCCCACCUUAUCGUACUGUUCAACCGUGUCUGCAAGCUGCUUUACUACCGGAUCAAACCAAUAUUCGUAUUCGAUGGUGGUGUACCAGUGUUGAAAUGGCAAACUUUGGCUCACCGUCGUGAACAAAAAGAAACUGCUGCUGAUAAAUCAGGUGAAAUUUCCAACAAGCUUCUCCACAAUAUUCUAAAACAGCAACUCUUGAACAAAACCAUUGAGAAGAACAGCCCCAAAAAGAAAGGUGGUAAUAGUAAUGCUGAGGAAUCCCCUUCAAAAACUGUUGCCCGCCUCAUCUCUUCUAAACCUCGCCAACGGGACUUGUUUGAACUGGAUGAACUCCCAGAAACAAGCCAGAAAUACUUUGAUGAGCUGAAUGAGGAAGACCCUUGGGAUCACCACCAUUCCAUGUUAGAUUCCCGUUAUCAAAAUAUCAAAGACAUCAAUGUUGAUUCUGAAGAAUUCCAGGCAUUGCCUCCUGAGAUCCAACAUGAAUUCCUCAAAGAAAUCAAAGAAUCCAUGAAACGGUCAUCAUGGAACCAGAUUCAGGAAUUACCAGAGGAUGCUGGUGGCUUUGCUUCGUAUCAAAUAUCAAAACUUCUGAAGCAGAACAAAAUCACAAACCAAAUCGAUAAAGUUCAAGAAGAGAUAAUUGCCAGAAAGUCUGGGAAAAUCUCUACUGAAUCUGGCAUCAUUGACCAAGUUGUUAAUAUCCAGAAGAUCGCUUCAGAAGACAGCUCUCAUUUCAUAUUUGUGAAAGGUCUGCAGAAAGACACUGCGCUCGAGGUUAUAGAAAAGAAGAAAGAAGAGAUGAAGGAUAGCGAGGACUCGGAUGGAGAAUCAUCAAAACCAGCACCAUCUUAUAAAUGUCCUGAUUCUGUAAAUACCAGUGGUAAUCUGUGGGUUGAAGAGAUGAAAUAUGGUGUCAAAAAGAAACCAUGUGAACAGCUGCCAAACAUUAAACAGGAAAAGGAUUUUCUGAACUCAAAAGUGAAAUUGCAAGAAGAUAGUGAGGGCUCUGCUAAUUCACAAAAUAUUUUCAAUGUUGAUAAAAAUAUUUUGUUUAAUUGGGCCAAAUUUGCAGAAUCAGGAAGUCACAGUGCUGACCAAACAUCUCUUGGAGAGCCAGAAAAUAAUAGCAGUAAAACACUUGAAACCAAGGUUUCUUUGUCAGAUUCUGACAGUGGAGAAUCAGAAGAGGAUUCUGUUCCACCAAAAACGGUUUUAAACCAAAAGAAGGCAGCAUCAGGUGUGACAGCAACAGAAAAUAAACCAGGUGUUGUCGGUGGAUUAAAAGAUUCUCUUAGUUCUGAGAAACAUGGUACCAGCCUGGACAACAGUUCACUGCUGUCUAAUGGUGUGACUGUAGAUGAUGCAGCUAAGAUAGAUGUGACUGUAAAAGAUGUUAUUACUGAUGAUGAGUCCAAAAAAGAUGUGAUUGUUCCAGAUGAAGACUUUGAAGAGAAGAAAAUACAAUCAGAUUCUGGCGAGAGCGAAGAUGACCUUCUCGAAGUGAACGAAAUCGAAGACGUGGAAAAAUUCUACAACGACAGAUUCCAUUCUGUCAGUGACCAGCCACAUGACAUCACCAUGGCAACUGUGUCACUGGCCAAUGAAGAAGGCAACCAGAUGCCCGAUGACAGGGCUGGCAUCCACACCCUUUACAAUGAAGACGAUGAGGAGGAAGAGAAGGAGGAGGAGGAAGAAGAGGAGGUAGUAAGAGACUUCCAAAGGAAGGUGGAAGUAAAUGAAUUUGAAGGGCUCACUCAGGAAACUAUGUCCACUAUGAGAUCAGAGCUGGAAGCUGAGAGUAAUGUGUUACUGCAAGAACGGGGAAAACAGGAGAGAUUAGCCAUGACCAUUUCUGACCAGAUGCGCCUGGAAGCUCAGGAACUGCUGCUGUUAUUUGGUGUGCCAUUCCUUGUGUCUCCAAUGGAAGCCGAGGCGCAGUGUGCUUACCUGGACAUCACCAAACAGACAGAUGGUUCCAUUACAGACGAUAGCGAUGUGUGGUUAUUUGGUGGACAGAGGGUUUACAAGAACUUCUUCAACCAAAAUAAACAAGUGGAAUUAUUCACAAUGGCUGAUGUGAAUAAUGUGUUGGGUUUGGAGCGAGAGAAAUUAAUCAAGAUGGCGUUCCUGUGUGGCAGUGACUACACCCCUGGUAUUGCAGGGGUUGGUCCUGUGACGGCCCUGGAAAUACUUGCUGAAUUCAACGGGAAACACUUGGAAGGUUUACAGACACUCAAAACCUGGUGGGAUUCUACAAGAGAUCAAAUUAAAAUUCCUCAAGAAAUCAAACUAAAAUCCAAACUUAGACAAAUGGAAAUUCAUGAUGGUUUCCCAAAUCCCUCGGUUGUUGAAGCUUAUGAAAACCCUGAAGUUGACGAGUCCGAGGAGCCUUUCUCCUGGGCCCUACCCAAGCUGGACGAACUCCGACUAUACACAUCCGAGAAGUUAGGUUGGUCCAGGAAUAAAACAGAUGAAAUCUUACUUCCCGUUCUGUCUGCGUUGAAUAAACCUGCCAAACAACAACUUGAAAUCACCAGCUUCUUCAUUAAGGAACCACCAGAUGCAUUUGGCAGCAAGAAAUUUACCAGCAAGAGGGUACAACGUGCAUUACAGCGCAGCCAACAGGUGAUAGCAGUUUGUGAUGACAAACCUACGACUUCACUCAAUGAACAGCGAAUGAAGAAGGCUAAAGAAGUGGUCGAACAGAUGAGAAAAGUGGGUUCGCUACCCCCACGUCACCCUUCGUUAGCAGCUAAAAGAAAAGGGCAGGGCAGCAAGACCAAAGCAGCUUCCAGCAGAGGGAGCCAACCGCUUUCGGCCAAAGUUGCCCGUUCAACUGCGCCAGUGGAUUAUAAACUUUCUGAAAGUAGUAGCAGUGAUUCGGAUGUCAAUUGAGACUGACAGAAAUUUUGUUGAUAUCUUCGUUUGGUUUCAUGGCCUUUUUUUUUUUUUUGGACAUUUUAUACAUGUCAAAGUGAGUCGAGGUGAGCGGGAUUUGAACUGAGAACUACAGCCCCAUGGGGGUGGGGUGCAGCGAAAUACUAUAAGUCUAUUUAGUUUGUCUGUGUGUGUGUGUGUGUGUGUGUAGGGUGUUAAUCGCCCAUACUGCCCACAUGUGAUAAUUCCUCGAAAAGGUGUGACUGUGUGGUAGGAAGCUUGCUUCCCAACCACAGGAUUCUGAGUUCAGUCCCACUGCAUGGUGCCUUGAGCGAGUGUCUUCUACUAUAGCCUCAGAUUGACCAAAGCCUUGUAAGUGGAU
Molecule: messenger RNA, 3652 nt
Organism: Octopus sinensis (East Asian common octopus)
Lineage: Eukaryota; Metazoa; Mollusca; Cephalopoda; Octopoda; Octopodidae
Product: DNA repair protein complementing XP-G cells homolog
Exons: 15
Coding region: 232-3288 (1018 amino acids)
Biological process (GO): nucleotide-excision repair
Cellular component (GO): nucleus
Molecular function (GO): single-stranded DNA binding; DNA endonuclease activity
Source: RefSeq, a predicted model, not a curated record